Messenger RNA from Schistosoma mattheei, 1497 nucleotides. Lineage: Eukaryota; Metazoa; Platyhelminthes; Trematoda; Strigeidida; Schistosomatidae. The record is from the annotation of a GenBank genome assembly.
AUGACCUCCGAUAGUAAUAAAGCUUCAAACGAUCUUUCAAGUGAACACAUCAAUAACAAGGAAAGCGAAAAUGCCCAUUGCAUACAGCUUAUGGAUCGAAAACAGGAGAUCACAGAAAGCUUGCAAAACAACAACAUAGAUCCUUGCAUUCUCCCACAACUCACAAGAUCAGACAUAAACUGGUAUCGUUUAAAAUUUCAUGAAAAUCUAUUACUUAAUAUUCUACAAAAUGGUUAUCAUAAAACAUAUUCAGAACUAUUCAAUUUAAUUGAUUAUGAAGAGAAACGACGUAUUAAUGCAGGGAUUUCAUCACCAUAUUGGACUAUUCAACCAUUGACUGAACGACAUCAAUUACUUUGUGAAAUGAUGACACAUUUAAUGAAUGCAGAGAAUUUUAAUCAUUCUAAUCAAAUUGAAGAAGUAUAUAAAGAGAAUUUAUACUUGGCAGGAUUAUUUCAAUCAAAUAUCAAUGAUCAUUGGUUAUUAGAUAUUUAUUUACAAAAAUGUUUAAAAAUUGUAAAUAAAGGUUAUCUUGCUAUAAAGAAUGUGAUAACAACUAAAUUACAAAUGAAUAAUAUUGAUAAAAUACGAUUGGAUAACUUAACUGAAAUAAAACAAACACUUAAAAAGAGGUUAUUUGAAGCAAUCUAUCAUAAUGCUACAUAUUUAUUUGAAACAGAAAAACAUAAAAAUAUUUUACAACCAUCUAUAAAUCCAUUUGACAAACAACAAAUCAAUAUACCAUUGUAUAUUGUAUGUUAUGAACAAAUUUGUCGAAUCAUUUUAACAAUUUAUCAACCAAAUAAAGAAUAUCAAAUGGAUGAAUUAUUGUUAAAUUUAAAUGAAGCAUUGAAAUAUGCUGAAAAAUCGGAAAAUCAAAAACUUAUAGGAUUAUGUAAUAAACAAAUUAGUCAAGUAUAUCAGGUCCAUAAAGAAUAUCAAAUGGCUCAUAAACUUGCAGAACAAUAUUUCGAUAUAGCUGAAAGAUCCAAUGAUAUUUUGGAGAAGAUUGAAGCAUGUAAACUACUGGGGAGUAUAAAUGAAAAUUUAUCUAAACUAGAUGAAGCUGAACAAAAUUACAUAACUAUUAUUGAAUAUACAAAAUUAUUACAUAAUAAUAAUACAGAGAAAUUAUCUGAAGCCUAUGAAUUAUUAGCUAAAUUUUAUAUAUUCAAUACAAAUAAAUAUGAUUUAGCUAAAUUAGCUUCUGAAAAUGGUUUAAAUUAUGCUCAAAUAAAUGAAACUAUUAUUUAUAAUCAAUUAAAAUUAUGGUAUUCAAUAUCAAAAUCGAAAUUAAUGGAACCGCAUUAUUUAAAUAUGAUUAUAGCUGCACAAUGUAAUUCCACUGAUAUGAUUGAUUUAAUUAAAUGGAAAGAUACACAUUAUAAUUUACCAACAUUUGAUAAAGAUCAUUUUCGAGAAGUAACAUAUGAUAGUUUUACUAAGAAACGAAAUGAGAUAAAUCAAUCAAAUUCAACUCAUACUUUGAAUUCCUAA